AUGAGGAAGUACCUCAAUGACGGACAUGCAGAGGUAGUUACCGAAGCGGAGCAAGCACCAACAGAGCAUAUUUACUAUAUGCCACACCAGGCGGUUGUCCGGGAGAAUUCAACGACAACGAAGCUCAGAGUUGUUUUUGAUGCGUCCUCACAUGCCCCGGGGACCACAUCUCUGAACGCGCAUCUCGAAAAGGGACCGAAGCUAAACACGGAACUACUGCCGCUGCUGCUGCGCUUUCGGACGGUCAAGGUCGCUCUGGUGGCGGACAUUGCCAAAGCGUUCCUCCAGAUUGUAGUCAGGGAAGAGGAUCGUGACGCACUUCGUUUCCUGUGGUGUAACGAAAUGCCGAAGGAAGAUGAUCAUGAGCCACUCUUAGAAGAGCACUACGCUGCGACCAUAGAAACAGGACUUUUGGGAUUACGGUGGAAUCGACACACUGACAGCAUCAAGCUCGCGGAAUGCAGGCCACCCAACACCACGUCGGCGGGCAACACGAAACGGUCGGUGCUACAGCUCUCAGCCUCAAUUUUCGACCCACUUGGUGUUGCCAGUCCAUUCACGAUACGGGCUCGCAUGCUCUUCCAGCGCAUCUGGCAGCAUGGUCUUAAUUGGGACGACGAACUACCUGAAGAAAUAGCUUUGGAGUGGAAGCGCUGGUGCGAGGAACUGCCGGACAUGGCAAGAAUCGAAAUACCUCGGUAUGUGAGCCAAGGGGUUGAAGACAUUGCAAACGCAAUCCAGGUGCACGUCUUCACGGACGCCAGUCAGUCGGCUUACGGAGCCAGCGUAUACCUGCGCACAGAGGACGUCAAUGGAAAGGUUAUGGUCACUCUGAUGGUUGCUAAAGCACGAGUUGCGCCGCUAAAAACACUGACCCUACCCCGCCUAGAACUCAUGGGAGCUCUAAUAGGAUGUAGGCUGGCCAAAAGCCUUUUGGGUUCGCUCUCUCACCUUCCCCUCCAGCUAAUCUUCUGGACAGACUCGAACAUUGUACUCCGUUGGAUUAAAGGAUCGGCACUGCGGUGGAAGCAGUUUGUACGCAACAGGGUGACAGAAAUUCAAACUGCAACCGAUCCAGCUGCCUGGAGGCACUGUCCAGGGGAGCAAAAUCCAGCGGACCUGCUCACAAGAGGUGAAAGCAUGGAGAAACUGCUACACAGCAAGGUGUGGUUCAGAGGCCCUGCAUGGUUGUCGGAGUCGCCGGAGUUAUGGCCCAGCGGCACGCACGAACCGCAGGUGAACGAAGAGACUGUAGAAACAGAAGGGGCAAAGAUACAAGUGCUCUUCGUGGACACUGACACUACUACUUCCAGCCUACUGAGGCUAGAGAACUACAGUAGUUGGUAUUUCGUGUUGAGGCUCACAGCAUGGAUUCGUCGCUUUGCAGACCGUUGCAGGCGAAAGAAGAGGCGGCAAGGGCCCCUAACUGCUAAUGAGGUUCAUGAGGCGGAGGUCCAUUGGGUUAAAGAUGCACAAAGGUCCGAGUACUACAAGGAGCUGCAGGAGCUCGCAGGUGGGGGCAUGGUGAGCCAGAAGUCUCCGAUCACCCUCUUGCAGCCAGUUCUGGACCAGGAUGAUAUUUUAAGGAUCUCGGGACGGUUGCAGCACUCGACAUUGCCAACGGACAAUCAUGCCAGUGCUACUAUCGUUCCUGAGGCCAAGGAAGCUGUUGCAAAAGACAGAAAAUGGCUGUGA
Messenger RNA from Ornithodoros turicata, 1695 nucleotides. RefSeq lists its product as uncharacterized. The record is from RefSeq and is a predicted model, not a curated record. Lineage: Eukaryota; Metazoa; Arthropoda; Arachnida; Ixodida; Argasidae. Gene Ontology annotation, molecular function: nucleic acid binding. Bases 1 to 1695 code for a protein of 564 amino acids. The transcript has 3 exons.